Messenger RNA from Cydia strobilella, 1157 nucleotides. RefSeq lists its product as uncharacterized. Gene Ontology annotation, cellular component: membrane. The record is from RefSeq and is a predicted model, not a curated record. Lineage: Eukaryota; Metazoa; Arthropoda; Insecta; Lepidoptera; Tortricidae. The transcript is spliced from 8 exons. Bases 95 to 1144 code for a protein of 349 amino acids.
UGAAAGUUUUGCAGUGAAAAGCAAGUUUCGUUAUCAGAUUAUCAAAGGAUGUGAUUUGUUAAAGGAUUUAUCAUGAUAUCAACAGUUUCCUAAAAUGCCUGGAAGCUGGUGGACGGUGGUGGUGUUAGCCACUCUUGCGUUGCGAUCGCAAGCCGAUGGGGGGUUUAGGCUGCCUGACCAGCCACCCAAGGAAGAAAGGGAGGAGGGGAGGUCAUUGCACUUUAAUGGAGGUCAAGGGAGAUCGCCUGAAGCCCAAGGCCGAGGGUUCCUGGACUGGCUAGGCUUUGGCGAAGACCAGGACCCGUACAUCCAGCAGGCGACGCAGCAGUGUGUCAACGGGGACCUUGGUGACUGCUUUAAGGCACAAGCCCUGCGCUCCUUCGAUGAUUUCUUCGACAAGCCAGCUUACCAGCUAUCAGAAAACGCUGUUCUGGUGAAGAUAGAGUCCCAAGCCAGAGCCCUGGCCAGGGAGCCUCCACAGCUGAGCUCCCAGCCGCGCAGUGAGGACUCUGACUGGGAUGCCUUAGUCAAGUUUGGGAUGAGGAAGAUUGAAAGAUUCUUGAGGUCUACUGCCCUGGAAAUGAACCUCGAUGAUGACGUCACGUCUAACGGUGUCAUCGCACCGCGGUUCCUGGACGAGAUUGCAGAUGAAGUGGACGUUAUUGAGGAUAAGAAGGCACCGCCUUUCCGUCGCCAUAAGUUGAAGAAGCUCAUCAUCCCCAUGCUGCUGAUCCUCAAGCUGUUCAAGCUGAAACUGCUGCUGUUCCUGCCACUCAUCCUGGGUCUCGCCAGCUUCAAGAAGUUCCUUGGGUUCAUGGCCUUGAUCAUUCCAGGCGUGAUCGGCUACUUCAAGUUCUGCAAGCCCAACAGCUCUCCUUUCUCCAGCGGCCAUUACACCGGACCUCAAUAUUCCCCUGCUGGUAUAGGCCUGGGACAGGGACCAUACAGGGAAGGCAGCUACGACCACUAUGAGUACCCAACCGGCCACAAAUACGGCGGAGGCGGCUACGGAUCCGGAGGCGGCUAUGGAUCCGGUGGUGUCGCGUUCAGAGACCAUGAGUCCAACGCGCAGAGCCUCGCCUACAACGGCUGGGAGUACAGGAACAAGAAGGGGGGAGAGGACAUCAAGGCUGAGCAAGCAUAAGACUGAUAACUUA